Messenger RNA from Williopsis jadinii, 4119 nucleotides. It is a transcript of the gene SSN2, whose product is annotated as Ssn2p. The coding region runs from base 22 to 3930 and encodes 1302 amino acids. NCBI's taxonomy places the organism in Eukaryota, Fungi, Ascomycota, Saccharomycetes, Phaffomycetales, Wickerhamomycetaceae. Gene Ontology annotation, molecular function: transcription coregulator activity. Gene Ontology annotation, cellular component: mediator complex. The transcript is spliced from 2 exons. Gene Ontology annotation, biological process: regulation of transcription by RNA polymerase II. The record is from RefSeq and is a predicted model, not a curated record.
GACUGUGCCAAUUCGAAGGAGAUGUCGCUGACUGAUAUACUGAGUGCGAAUACGAACUUCUACCAACUGGCCAAGGUUCAAGAGAUAAAAUACCUAGUGUGUCGGGCCACCUCCGAGGACCAGUCACUACUCGACGUGGAGAUCCAGCUGCGUAAGGAGAAUCCCAAAGUGCUGGCUACUCUGUAUCCGAAGGAGCUGUGGAGUUUCAGUCUCGAUGGGUCAGACCCGCCAGUACCAAAUGCGCAGUACAAGCUGAAACAGUCGUCUAUACAGACGAUGGAUCCCAGAGACCUGCACAAGAACAAUGGCCCGUCUAACAUCUCGUCACUGGUGGGUGCCACUUUGGUGAAAGCGCUGAAGAAGAUGCUGAUGACGUCGCUCUCAAUAAGGAAGGAAUUGACCAUGUUUGGUACAUGUGGCCUGUUGCCAGAGUCGAAUGAUCUCAUUCGGAUUGAGCCCAAAUUGUUAGACACUGGUGAUAUUCUGCUCUCGUUGACGUCGCAGCCUCACAAUCUACAUCACCUUGGAACGUUAGACGACUCAAUUGACGUCAAUUCCACACAUGCACUCUACCUCAUACCGUCGGGAAUACGCUGCUACGUAUCAGGGAACACUCUGCAAGAGGCAUGGACUUCGAAGCCCCAAAAUGCUCAAAAGAUCAUAGAUAUCCUACAGGCUCAUCAUGGAAUAAGUAUAGACUCUACGUCUUCACGAUGGGUCAAAGUGAUCCCCAAUUUGCAACACCUGAACGGAAUUACUACGCAAGUUGCUGAUUACCUCAAACCGGUAUCCAAUACCAAGUACAUAUCAUGGCCAGCGGAGUUGUGCCUGGUGCAGCGUUGUGAACACAUUGAGAAAAGUGAUGAUCCUAAUGCACUUGAUGACUUUGACCCUAUGUCAUUGAUUGACGAUUUCGUUCAACUGAAGGCUUCUGCUGCGACCAAGACACCUUCAAAUGUACCAACAACCAACAAUACACCAGCAGAUAUCGGAAACGUUCAACCUUCAAAUGGUCCACCGACGUCUAAGCCAACUCCUACAAACACAUCUGCGCCUCUAACAACGGCAACAACAAUAACUGCAAACGCAUUGCCGGAAGAAAGUGUGAAUAUGGAUGAAUCGGUGCAUGAUGAUUGGGAUGAUCUAGAUGCUGAACUAUUUGGCGGUGAUGAGAUCACGGAUGCAGAUUUUGAUCUAUUUGAUGAACCAGACACUGCAACUAAAAGAGAUGGACAGGACGAUAAUGACGACGAUGUUGAUGCCGAACUCGAAGAGGCAUUAAAUGAUGCUUUGAUGGGUGAGGAUCUUAACCAUAUUUCAUUUGAGCAUGAUGAAACCGACAGAGAGAAAUCAGACGACUUGAAAUCAGAUGGGAAGAACAAUACAAGGGAAACUACAAAGAAUCCUUAUGACAUACCUAUUCAUGAAAUAACAAUUCCAAAUACUCCUCCGUACGAAGACCCGGGUGCACCACUACCGGUGCUAUCGCCAAGAGGACAGAGGAAACGAAGCAUUUUCUCUCCUUUGACGUUUAAUCCCAUUAUCAAAUCUAAUGUUGAUAACAAAUACGCAAAUGGUGGUAAGUUUCAUGUUUCAACCGUUGAUACACCAGUAGGAGACUUUGGAAUCCCGAAUGUUCCCUUAGCUGAGGGUUUUGGAAUAGGCCAAGAUGAAGGUGAUAGUGGAGAGUCUGAUAGUUCAGACUAUAUCGAGGAUUCAGGAACAGAAUGUGAGACAGAUGAUAUAAUUGUUCCACCAACAAGAAUCAAUUCUAGGGAGAGCUCAUUAGAUUCUGCGAAUCUGAACAUCUCUUCUCAAAAUGAAGUCACCGAAAGAGGGAUUUCGCUCGAACCUGAAUCAAAGAACAAAAGGUUUAUUACUCCAGGUGUACAAUUGGAUGGAACUAUUAGCGAAAAUUCGAGGCCAUCUUCACCAUCGACCAAUGGUACAGGUGAACCAAACCCAUUACCUUUCUUAGUACGGUGCCUCCCAGUAUCAACGAUGCCAGAACAUUUCUAUAAAGAGAAUCCGACAGUCAGUGAUAUGAACACACUCGACCAACUAAUUCAGCAGAUUGUAUGGGAUGAUGCUUGUCUUGAAGACACCUUCCCAAAAGAAUCUGAAUAUGAGAACGUUUCGUCCGACAAUUUAAAAAGGGCAAUUGCUCAAAUAUUCCCAGAAUUCCGUGGGAUAUCUCUGGCAGAGUUUUCUGAUGUUACUCCAAAGGAAGUAAAUUCCCCGUUUGCAAGCUUCAAAGCCAACGAUUACUUGCCUAAGAACUCACAAUCUGACUUUUCAACAUCACCAAAGAAGGAAAGCACUGAUGAUAAUAAACUGAUAUUCCCAAUUCCAGAGCCAAAAGUGAAAGUGAAAAGGCUGAAUGAAGAAAUCAUUGUCAACUCAACAGCUCUCAAUUUAUGGAACCUUAUGAGUUUCGAGUCCCUACAUGGGACAAAGGACUUUGGAAUCAUCAUGGUGGCUGAAAAUGAGCCCUUUGAACUUUGCGAGUUCUUUGUACAGGCUUUUAUUGAAAGCUACCAUAAGAGCAAUCUUGGGUCUGUUGAAAAGAUCGUUCUCGAUGGUUUUGUCGAGAAAGGUAUUGUAAAUGCCAAUUCAGACCUAAAGGUGGUUUUCACCAAGCUUCAUGAACAUUUAGUGCAGCAGAAAGAAUAUAGAGAGAUCUUAGUCUUCAUGACUGAUUCGGAAGAGAACUUAAAAUCAAUUGUUAAGAAAGUGACACUCUUUGAGAAGAUUAAAGAAUGGUGUACCGGAUCUUCCAAUGGGACGCUAUUGCCGAUAAAGGUUUCCCUGAAGGUUAUACCUACAUCAUUCGUUGUUAACAAUGGUGUCUUUUCCGUUCUCUCAAUAAGCAGAAAUACGAGACUGGCUCUUUCUGUUUAUAAUAGACUUAAUCAGACAAAUAGGACAUUUGCUGAUCUUUCUAAUGCUUUCCCAAAGAAAAUAAAAUUCCAAUUGACACAGGAACCAGUGGCUGGCCGGAUAUUAUCUGAGGAGUCUUUCAUACAUUUGGCAUAUGAAAGAUCAAUUGACAAGAACUGGUGUGUCGCUUCUUGGACUGAUGAUAAGUCAACUUUUCACGAAGUUAAAGCUUGGCCUCUGGAUGUCAAGGAGAAAUCAUCUCUCGAAAAUGUUAUGAACCAGCUGUGGGAUACUACUCUAGAGCUCAGCAAGAACGUGAAAGGAAAGAAAUAUUUGGUUCUGACUAGACUCAAUGGUGGUAUAGCAGAUGAUGAGCUUCUACAAUGGAAGAGACUAGCUUCGAAAGCCUUGUUUUUAACCUUGGUUAUCGUCUCUGUAAAUACCAACUCAAGACUGUUGUUAAAACUUGACCAAUCAUCGUUUCCAUUGAAUAAACUGUUUAGCCAGGAAAAUGGGUUUGAUUCAAACUCGUCUAUGACUAAAUUCGAAUCUUGUCCGACCGCUGGCUCGUCAACUGGAUUAACACCAUCCAUCUUCACACCUCAACAGAUGAAUUCACCGGACAUAUUCAGCAUAAGCAGGGCAGCUGCACAUGAGUCUCCUUCAGAGAAGUUUACAGAUGACAAUACUGUUCUUCAAGACAUAAGUGAUCUAGUAUAUGGUUUGGUAAUUGAUUCACCAAUGUCGUUAUCCCAUUCACCUGGACGUGCUGUUAAACUUGGAUUUCUAGUGAAACCAAUUGAGAAUAGCAACAACAAGCUCAAGUGUUUCGAAGUUGGAAUAUUGAGUUCACCAAGCAACCUUUCCAGUGGAGAACUGAUGUAUCAGCUAUUACACCAAUAUCGUAAUUUGGCAAAGAUGGGUGAAAUCUAUUCCACCGUUGGUAACCCUGUUGAAACCAUUGUCCCGUGGCAUAUAGCUGCAGUGAAUAAAGUGAUGAAAUGCCUACUACAUGUCCGCCAUGAGAUUGACAACAAGCAAGUUGGCUGACCUAUGGCAUCAUUACGGCAAUAUAGUGAAUGGUUAUGGUGGACUUUAAAUCCCAUGUAAUACCGAUUUUAAUAAAUCAGAGAUGUAUAUCAACUGUUCUUCUUUGAAUUCUCUUUUACAUCCUUCCAAUGCUGCUAACCUGUUUGAUUCUCCAGUUUGCGCCAAGUGUAGCAGCUUAUCUUUCUGCGU